ACAGGCGGCAUUGGAUACAGUUUUACGGACUCUACCGACUUGGGAAUUAGCUGACACUGCAAACAUGCCGUCCAAGCCUGCCCCGAUCAAGAAGGCGGCUAAGAAAGAACCAGCCAAGAAGGAGGAGAAGGCUCCAGAACCGGCACCUGAACCCGCUCCUGCCCCCGCUGAGGCCGAAGCUGCACCUGCUGAGGCUGCUCCUGCCGAGGCAGAGGCCCCCGCGGCCCCGCCAGCUGAGGAGCCCAAACCCCCCACCCCACCUCCACCCGCAGAUGCUGCUGCGCCUGCUCCAGAAGAAGAACCAGCCGCUGCAGCUGAGGCCCCUGCUGAUGCUGCUGCUCCCGCUCCAGAGGAAACACCAGCUCCUGCAGCUGAGGCCCCCGCUGAUGCUGCUGCUCCCGCUACAGAAGAAACACCAGCUGCAGCUGAGGCCCCUGCUGAUGCUGCCGCUCCCGCUACAGAGGAAACUCCAGCCGCUGCAGCUGAGGCCCCCGCUGAUGCUGCUGACGCUCCACCCGCGGAGGAAGGUGCUCCUGCAGCUGAAGGCGAGGCACCCGCUGAUGCUGAAGCUGCUGAAGCGCCUGCACCAGAAGAGCCUAAAGCACCCACACCUCCUCCACCUCCACCCAAAGAGCCCACAAGUGUCCCCCUGGACCUGUUUGUUGAGGAUAAGAACGACACUUCAGUCACUAUCAUCUGGAGCCAGCCAGAGGUCGUCGGACCAUCCGGCCUGGAUGGAUACACCAUUGAAGUCUGCAAGGACGGAACUGAGGACUGGAAGGCAGUCAAUGAGGAACUGCAGAAGUCCACCCGCUACGUUAUCAAGAACCAGACCACUGGUGAUCGUCUGAAGAUUCGCGUGGUGGCUGUGAAUGCUGGCGGCCGCAGCCCCCCCGUCACCCUGCCUGAGGCCGUCCUGGUGAAGGAGGUCGCUGAUCGUCCCAAGGUCCGCCUGCCACGUUUCCUCAGGCAGAGAUACGUCGCCCAUGUUGGAUCUAAGAUCAACCUGACCAUCCCCUUCACAGGCAAACCCAAACCAGUGGUUUCCUGGUUAAAGGAUGGGCAGCCCCUGGACACAAAGAAGGUGAACAUCCGCAGCACCGACAGAGACAGCAUCCUGUUCAUCCGUGCAGCUGAGAGAGAAGACUCUGGAGUGUAUGAAAUGUGUGUGAAGGUGGAUGACUUCGAGGACAAGGCUUCACUCACCCUGCAAAUUGUUGGUGAGCAAAAUGUUGUAUCAAAGAGAAAAAGUACGACCGGUGUGUCCCAUAGUCUGUAUAAAAAUAAUGGACGUAGCCACUAUGACAUCAUCCAUUGGUUUGUGGACCAUCAUUAUAAAGCCUUGUUUUAGGCCGUCAUCAAAUUA
Messenger RNA from Epinephelus lanceolatus (giant grouper), 1366 nucleotides. The record is from RefSeq and is a predicted model, not a curated record. NCBI's taxonomy places the organism in Eukaryota, Metazoa, Chordata, Actinopteri, Perciformes, Serranidae.